AUGAGAGCCACAGGGCGUCCAUCUGAAAGUCUGGUGGUGGCAGCGGAAGCGUCUGCGGAGCGCUCUCCCAGGCGGAGGAGCAUAUCGGGGCUGGGCAGCUCGGAGAAGAACAAUUCCAUGGAUGGCUCCAACUCCUCACCCUUCAAAGUGCCUGGUUUUUUAAGCAAACGACUGAAAGGAUCCAUCAAAAGAACGAAGAGUCAAACAAAGCUGGAUCGCAACACAAGCUUUAGACUCCCAUCGCUACGACCAACAGAAAAUGACAGGUCACGAGGCCUGCCCAAAUUGAAGGAGUCCUGUUCCCAUGAGUCUUUGCUGAGUCCAGGCAGUGCUGUUGAAGCUCUGGAUCUGAGUAUGGAGGAGGACGUCUACAUCAAACCUUUACACAGCAGCAUUCUAGGACAAGACUUCUGCUUUGAGGUGGCAUACUCAGGUGGAAGUAAGUGCUUCAGCUGCUCCUCUGCUGCUGAACGGGACAAAUGGAUGGAGAACCUCAAGAGAACUGUGCAGCCUAAUAAGGACAACUGCAGACGAGCGGAAAACGUCCUCCGUUUGUGGAUCAUCGAGGCCAAAGAUCUGCCACCGAAAAAGAAGUAUUUCUGUGAGCUGUGUCUGGAUGACGUGCUGUACGGCCGCACCACCAGCAAAACCCGCUCUGACUGCCUGUUCUGGGGCGAACACUUUGAGUUCUCCGGCGUUCCGUCCAUUAAGAGCAUCACUGUACACAUCUACCGUGAUGUUGACAAGAAAAAGAAGAAGGAUAAAAACAACUAUGUGGGCCUGGUGAACAUACCAGUGCAAGGAGUGAUGGGAAGGCAGUUUGUGGAGAAAUGGUAUCCGGUCAGCACCCCCACCACCAGCAAAUCCAAAGGUGGAGGCCCCUCCAUCCGCAUCAAAUCUCGCUUCCAAACUGUCUCUAUCCUGCCCAUGGAGCAGUACAAGGAGUUUGCGGAGUUUGUGACCAAUAACUAUACCAUGUUGUGCUCUGUGUUGGAGCCCGUCAUCAGUGUGAAGAACAAAGAGGAGAUGAGAGGAUGUAAUUAUUACUAA
Sinocyclocheilus anshuiensis is the source of this 1050-nucleotide messenger RNA. Its product is annotated as ras GTPase-activating protein nGAP-like. The coding region runs from base 1 to 1050 and encodes 349 amino acids. The record is from RefSeq and is a predicted model, not a curated record. The transcript has 7 exons. NCBI's taxonomy places the organism in Eukaryota, Metazoa, Chordata, Actinopteri, Cypriniformes, Cyprinidae.